Molecule: messenger RNA, 732 nt
Organism: Cotesia congregata
Lineage: Eukaryota; Metazoa; Arthropoda; Insecta; Hymenoptera; Braconidae
Source: the annotation of a GenBank genome assembly
AUGACUGAAGAAAAUGACGAGGCAUGGAAAGAAUUAUCAGAAAUAUCAGCAGACCCACCUGAAAUGCGAGAUCAAUGUUCACAAUGCAGAAGGCCAAUUACUGUGUGUUGGUGUCCAGGAUUGCCGAAAACUCCUCUGUGUCCUCAAUCACGGAUAAUAAUCCUCCAACAUCCCGCAGAGGUUAAACGUUGUCUCCGAACAGCUCCAAUGCUCUCUCUGUCUCUUGAACAGAACAAGUGUCUAUUAUUCCGAGGCAAAAAGUUUCCUUCAAAACACGAAGGGCUGAUGGAAAUUCUAAAAGAAGAAAACACUAUUCUUCUGUAUCCAUCAGUGGACGCGGUGGAUAUAAACGAACUUCCUAAAGUUGGAGUUAAUGGCCAGAGACCUUAUAAUCUUUCCAUGUAUCAUUCCAGUCCUUGCUUGUCGAGUCUGAAAGCUUGUAAGUUAGUGCAAAAUACUGCAAGCAGUUACGUGAUAAGGACUCAGCCUGCUGAAGGAUGUCUAUCCACUCUAGAAAGUGGUGCAUUCUCUCUUUCUAUUUUAGAAAACCAGUCUUGGUACAAAGAUGCGAUGCUUGGACCUCUUCAUUAUCUUUGCAAAUUUCAACUUGAGAACGGAGCGGUAACGCAUCAGAGCAAAGAAUUUUUAAUAAAACAGAAGACUUACCCAAAAUUAGUGGGUAAACGACUAGCUAGACAAUUGAAGAUAUCUUCAAAUGCAAUUCAUAAUUAA